CGUCCUUUGGCAACGAUGCUCCCAGCGAAGACCCUCCGCCACGCCUCUCGCCUACUACACCCCACGGGCACGCGCAGCUUCGCCCUGGGCCAACAUAUUGAUGACUCCAAGUUCUCUGCCUUUUCGCUCAAGCUGUCGGACGACCAGCGCGAGUUCCAGCAGUUGGCCCGCAAGUUUGCCCGCGAGGAAAUGAUCCCUAAGGAAAAGCACUACGACCAGACUAUGGAGUACCCACAGGAGAUCUUCGAGAAGGCCUGGGAACUCGGGCUCGUCAACACGCACGUGCCUGAGAAGUUCGGCGGCCUGGGCCUCGGCUCGCUGGACGGUUGCAUCAUCGGCGAAGAACUGGCCUACGGCUGCACAGGUAUGGCGACGGCCAUGGAAGCGAACGGCCUAGCCACAGCCCCACUGCUGGUGGCCGGCUCGGACGAGCAGAACCGGAAGUAUCUGGGCCGUCUCGUGGAGGAGCCUGUGCAGGCCGCCUACUGUGUCACCGAGCCCGGUGCCGGCUCUGACGUGGCCGGUGCCAAGACGACGGCCGUUAAGAAAGGCGACAACUGGGUUAUUAAUGGGUCCAAGAUGUGGAUCACCAACGGUGGCGUGGCCAAGUGGUACUUUGUACUGGCCAAGACUGACCCGAAUGCAAACGCUGGCUCGGCCUUCACGGGCUUUAUCGUGGACGCCGACACGCCCGGUAUUACUGUCGGCCGUAAGGAAAUUAAUAUUGGCCAGCGUUGCUCGGACACGCGCGGCAUCUCCUUUGAAGAUGUCGCGGUGCCGGAAGAGAACGUGUUGGGCGACGUUGGCUAUGGCUUCAAGAUCGCCAUGCAGGCCUUCGAUAUCACACGUCCGCCCGUAGCCAUCGGCGCUGUUGGGUUGGCGCGUCGUGCUUUUGACGAGGCGCGCAAGUAUGCGCUGGAGCGUAAGACAAUGGGCGCACCAAUUGCCAUGCACCAGGCCAUCCAGUUCAUGUUGGCCGAUAUGGCCACGGGUAUUGAGGCUGGCCGACAGCUGACGUACAAGGCUGCGUACGAGAUUGACUGUGGUCGCAAGAACACCAUGUACGCGUCCAUGGCCAAGCGCUUCGCUGGCGACCACGCCAACCAGGUGACCACGGAUGCCAUUCAGAUCUUUGGUGGCGCUGGCUUCAACACGGAGUACCCUGUCGAGAAGCUGUUCCGUGACGCCAAGAUUUACCAGAUUUACGAGGGUACGUCCCAAAUUCAGCGCAUGAUCAUUGCCAAAGAGAUGUUUUCGCGCGAUAGCAUGGAUCCUUAGAUCUUUUAGCUUAAGCUGCAUUGGUGGAGGUGACCAAGAUGUAAUAAGUUGGCACUAAACAAUGCAGCGAGAUUUGCUAGUUGUGAA
Phytophthora infestans T30-4 is the source of this 1365-nucleotide messenger RNA. Its product is annotated as medium-chain specific acyl-CoA dehydrogenase, mitochondrial precursor. Gene Ontology annotation, biological process: fatty acid beta-oxidation; medium-chain fatty acid catabolic process. NCBI's taxonomy places the organism in Eukaryota, Oomycota, Peronosporomycetes, Peronosporales, Peronosporaceae. Gene Ontology annotation, cellular component: mitochondrion. The transcript has a single exon. Gene Ontology annotation, molecular function: medium-chain fatty acyl-CoA dehydrogenase activity; flavin adenine dinucleotide binding. The record is from RefSeq and is a predicted model, not a curated record. Bases 16 to 1278 code for a protein of 420 amino acids.